This is a messenger RNA of Neurospora tetraspora, 1329 nucleotides long. RefSeq lists its product as uncharacterized. Lineage: Eukaryota; Fungi; Ascomycota; Sordariomycetes; Sordariales; Sordariaceae. Bases 409 to 1233 code for a protein of 274 amino acids. The transcript has a single exon. Gene Ontology annotation, biological process: secondary metabolic process. Gene Ontology annotation, cellular component: cytoplasm. Gene Ontology annotation, molecular function: oxidoreductase activity. The record is from RefSeq and is a predicted model, not a curated record.
AAGAUUGAGGGCUGUUGGGCUUACUUUGUCGUCGACCUUGGUCGAUGGCGGAGUUUACGCUUAUGGAGGGCUUAUCUCCAGGAAGGUACUCAACACCACCAAAACAGGUGAUUGAUGACCGGAGUUAACCCCGUCAAACUUCGGCGAUUACCAUACAGCCGUUCCAUCGACAUGAUCGGGACGAAUAUCAGGGCUGGGUUGGCAGCUCUGAAAUGGUUCACGAGACGGCCGCGGCUACGUCACCAUGACGUGUGGCAUGGUAUAAAGAGCUCACGAUGUUCAGACGAACAGAACCAGAGACGACGACAAAAACAGCAACACCCGAGGACACAUCGUUAACAACGACCUCUUCAACUCCCCGUCAACAAUCAAGCAUUUCCCAGCCGGCGCACAGCAAAACCUCUCAUCAUGGCCACCACCGCCCCCGACUCCAAAACCAUCGUCCUCAUCACCGGUGCCAACCGCGGCAUCGGCUUCGAAAUCGCCAAGCACCUCAGCACCUCCCUCGACAAAAGCUACCACAUCAUCCUCUCCGGCCGCCGCCUCUCCUCCGUCGAGUCCGCCAUCACCACCCUGCGCUCCCUCCCCAACCUCCACGCCUCCACCACCCUCGAACCCCUGACUCUCGACCUAACCUCCGACACCUCCAUCUCCGCCGCCGCCGCCCAAAUAUCCGCCAAACACGGCCACCUAGACAUCCUAGUCCACAACGCCGCCAUCGCCUCUUCUUCUCUCUUCACACACGUCGCAGACCCACACGCGCCAGAGAUAGAAAGAGGGGAGUGGCAUUCCGUCUUCGACACGAACCUCAUCGGUCCCGCUCUCCUAACCGACAAACUCCUCCCCUUACUAUCCGCAUCCCCAAAGCCAGAGAGGAAGAUCGUCUUCGUCAGCUCAAAACUAGGUUCCAUAAACUACACCUUCAACGAAGCCAACAGCCGUAACUUCGACUUGGAUUACGUCACGAGGCAUUACACCGAGUAUAGCGCCAGCAAGGCGGCGUUGAACAUGUACGCAAAGCAUCUGGCGUGGAGAUUGGGACAUGCCAAGGAGGGAGGAGGGGAGAAGUGGAAGGUCAAUGCGGUUUGUCCGGGAUAUACGAAGACGGGGUUGAAUGAUUUUAAGGGGACGCAAGAGCCCUGGGAAGCGGCGGAGAUUGUGGUGAGGGUUGUGCAGGAGGAAGGGGGGCCGACGGGGACGUUUAGGGAUAAGGAGGGUGAAGUGCCGUGGUGAUACAUAGGCGCAUUGGGUGAAACUGAGGUGGUCGUCGUGGUGGUGAGGACUGGGGUGCCCGGAGAUGUGAGGGUUAGGGUUGAGCAAAGGACCUCG